GCGGCCGGCGACUGAGCUGAGAAGGAAACUGUGCUCUGGGCUCUCAGAAGACAGCUGCGGCAUGACAGGCGAGGAGGCAGUGGUGGUGACCACAGCGGUGGCGCCCGAGGCGGGUCGCGAAGAGGAGCAGCCUCCGCCCCCAGCAGGGCUGGGGUGCGAGGCGCGAGGGGAGCCCGGCCGCGGCCCACUAGAGCACGGCCAGCAGUGGAAGAAAUUUUUAUAUUGUGAGCCACAUAAGAGAAUUAAGGAAGUACUGGAAGAAGAACUUUAUAUUAAGAGAGAUGAAUGCCACAUUAAAAAUCCAGCUGCAGUGGCCCUGGAAGGGAUUUGGAGCAUUAAAAGGAAUCUCCCUGUAGAAGGCUUGAAGCCAGGACUGCCGAGCAGAAACAGUUUAUUGCCACAAGUCAAGUACUAUUCCAGGCACGGAGGACUGAGAAGUAAGACCCUGAUGCCCUUGACUUCCACUGAAGCCCCUGAGGGGACUUUGCAGUUUACAGACAAGUGGUAUAUGCUCUGUUUAAAGAUCUCAAUCAGAAUUCAACCUUCCUUUGACUUGUUUCUCUUGGGUCGCUUUUAGUUUGGCCAUAUUAUGUCAUUAUGGAACUCAAACUGUAACAAUUCAUCUAACCAAUUUACCCCCAUGGAUACAACAGAAGUUCAUCCUCUGGGUUACACUCAUGACUUUUUUCUUUACUUUCUGUCUACACAAGACUUUCUAGCACACAGUCAGCCUUUGUGAAGAGGAAUCCUGCACUGUCUUUUCUUCUAGAUAGAGGAUCAUUGUUUCCCAGUGUAAAUGAGGAAAGGGAAAUGAGAGAAUGAAGGAAGAAUAUGGCAACUACUUUGCUUGGCUCUCUUAGUUUCACCUUAUUCCAGGAAUGAGGCCACCAGACUGGGCCCAGGAUACCGUUGUUCCUCAGCAGACAUAAACUUUGGAACAAAAUAUUACUCAUUCCUCACUGUCAUAGCCAGUGUCUGCCAGGAACAUUUGUAGCAGGAUGUGGGGAAGACAGAGGUCUUCAUAUGGAAGCACAGUGUCCAGAUAAUCUAGGGUCAUGCAGCUAGGUACAUAAGUCCUUAAAAUAGACCUACAAUUGGGAGAUUACCCUGGGUCAAAAGGGAGAAGUAGAUAAAAUUCAAGCUUGAUACUCAACCAAGAUAUGAAUCAUAAUAGCAAUGCUAUAUAGCAUUGCUUAUUCUAGAUUCUUAAUAUAUGCAAUAAU
Molecule: messenger RNA, 1223 nt
Organism: Piliocolobus tephrosceles (Ugandan red Colobus)
Lineage: Eukaryota; Metazoa; Chordata; Mammalia; Primates; Cercopithecidae
Gene: C13H11orf97
Product: chromosome 13 C11orf97 homolog
Exons: 3
Coding region: 62-577 (171 amino acids)
Cellular component (GO): ciliary base
Source: RefSeq, a predicted model, not a curated record